Cladophialophora psammophila CBS 110553 is the source of this 1761-nucleotide messenger RNA. RefSeq lists its product as uncharacterized. The transcript has 4 exons. Gene Ontology annotation, molecular function: magnesium ion binding; thiamine pyrophosphate binding; acetolactate synthase activity. Gene Ontology annotation, biological process: L-valine biosynthetic process. Bases 1 to 1761 code for a protein of 586 amino acids. Gene Ontology annotation, cellular component: mitochondrion; acetolactate synthase complex. NCBI's taxonomy places the organism in Eukaryota, Fungi, Ascomycota, Eurotiomycetes, Chaetothyriales, Herpotrichiellaceae. The record is from RefSeq and is a predicted model, not a curated record.
AUGGGCUCUCUUACUCUGUCUCAACCUCACGGCCGUCGUUUGACCGGUGGAGAUUUGGUCGCUCAAUGUCUCAAAGCACUUGGGGUUGAAGUCGCAUUUGGCCUCGGCGGAGGUCAUCUGGAUGCUGUCCUGCUUGGCUGCGAGGAUAAUGGUAUCAAACUUUACGACACUCGACAUGAAACCGUGGCCGUGCAGGCAGCGGAAGGCUAUUACAAAACAUCUGGCAAGGUCGGCGUGAGUUUCGUUACAGCAGCCAGCGGAUUCUCCAAUGCUCUCCCAGGACUGUCAUCAGCUUCGGCAGACAACAACGCGAUCGUCCUCAUCACGUCGUCGCAGCCUCAAAGGGACAUUGGCACCAAUGGGUUACAGGGUGCUCAUGACCAAGUGGCUUUAGCAAUGCCAAUUACUAAGUUCGCUCAUCGAGUGGUGCAUGCCUCUGAAAUCCCUAGAGUUAUGGCUCAUGCUUUCAGAAUUGCCGUUGGAGAUGGACCAGGCCCCGUCAUGCUCGAUAUCCCCAUCGAACUGAUGAUGCUGCCGGUUGACCAGGAAAACAUUUCCUGGGGAGCGAUCGCAGAUCCGCCCACAUAUCCGCCCGGUCCACAUGAAGACGCCAUCGAAGCGCUGGUCCAACUAUGGAAAUCCGCUGAAAGACCCGCGAUCAUAGCCGAGGUCAUCGGACGCGGUGAAGGCAAGUCUACUGUCAUUCUAGAAGCUGUAGCUGAAGCAACAUCCACUCCCGUGUUCCACAGCCUCAACUAUGGUCCUGCAGUCCCUUACAAACAUCCUCUGGAGGCUGGGCCAGCCAACCAGCUGGCACUGCUCCUCGGGUCCUCAAGCCCACGACCAGACUUGAUCAUUCUCAUGGGCGCCAGGCCGAGCACUUUCACGGGCGCGAGAGGGGGCUUCGUUCUUCCCAAAGCCGAAUGCAAGAUCGUCCAGAUCGAUCCUGAUGGCCGGGAAAUCGGCAAAAUGCACAGAGUCGACUUGGGCAUGCAAUGCGAGCCGGAACAAGCAUUGCGAAAACUGAAGACGAUCUUCCAGGCCAACAAGCUACCACCUCGAAAGGAGUGGCUCGACAUUGCGCUAAAGCUGAAGACUAGUCCUUUGAAGAAAUUUGAGAACUCAGCCCCUUCCACAAACGACGCAUUGCAUCCCUUUCACGCCAUCUAUGAGAUCGCCAAGUCAUUGGACCCAGGCGCAAUUUUCAUUUGUGAUGGUGGCGAGGCAUCCUGGUGGGGUUUGGAUGUUGCACCAACGAAUCAAGCACACCUCAGCAUAUAUGCCUGUGGCAUCAUGGGAUUUCUCGGGAACGGCUGGGGCUACGCAUUAGGUGCUGCUGCUGCGGCGCCUAGUCGUCAGAUUGUUCACAUUCAAGGCGAUGGAUCGGCGGGAUUUCACAUCGCCGAACUCGACACCUAUGCUCGAUUCAAGCUCAAUAUCCUCACCGUUAUCAUGAACAACAGCUUGUGGGGUAUGUCAUGGCAUGCCCAAGAAAUGAACUGGGGGGCCAAGUUCGCCAAUAGGCCGAUGUCCAUUCUAAGCACCAGGACCUCUUUUCAGGCCGUGGCUCAAGGGUUUGAAAAUGGAAGCGACAGGAUUACGCGGAUCCAUGAUAUCUCGGGAGCAGUGAACAAGUUUCGAAAUCAGGAGGGCCCCUAUCUCCUUGACGUCGUGGUUUCCGAAUCACCCACGCACCCUGGCUUGGAGUCCUUAGUCAAGGGCAACAUGGACCCGUCGAAUCCGCCCUAUUUUUGUACUUAA